AUGAAGAGCAUUUGGACUUUAAGGAUGAAGGUGUUAAGAAUUGUUUAUAACACAGACUUAUACCUCAUAACUCCUAACUUUUAUUUAAUGAAAUUGAUUUUGGAAAUUUCAUGUCAAGAAAUACUGUGUUAUGUUUGUAACUGAUAACCAGAUAGCUUAAAUUGUAACAUAAAUAAAAGGAAGAAAAUGGAAAAGAAUAUAUAUAUAUAUAUAUAUAUAUAUAUACAUACAUACAUACACAAACACAUUAUAAGUAUUCAAUACUUUUUAAUUUAACUCAUAACUCAAGAAAUAAAAAUUAUACAAUUCAAAUUAUAACUUGAACUCCAACCUUAUUUUAAAAUUAUAGAACUGAGGAAUUCUCUCAUCAAGCUUUCUUUUGUAUAAUUUCUGAUAGUCUAUUAAUGUAUUGUUUAUAAAUAAUAUAUUUUUUACAAUAGUGAAGAUGACAACUUUCUCUUCAUCUCUAUUUUGAAAGUGCAAAAAAAAUUAUGCAAUAAAACAACAAUAAUGAAACUGUUCUGCAUUUCAUAAAGAAAUCAAUAACUUGAGUGGGUCACAAGAACUUUGAAUAUUGGAGUUUUUUUCUAAAACAAUUCAACAAAAUACAAUUUAAUAAUGAUAAUUCAAGAGAUUCAAUCUUUUUUGCAGAAAUAGUUGAAAUGGAUAUCAAACCCAAUGUGAUUAGGUAUUUUUGUUCAAAAUUAAAUUAGGUCAUUUAUUAAAUGCAUCAAAAUGGCAGCAAUUAGUAAAUGGGACGAAGCGUAUGAUGCGGAUUAUGUGGAUAAAAUGAUGGGGAAAGUUUUAGUUAAAGCAUGUGCGGCUGUGACCAUCAAUAAACCCAAUGACCCAAUUGAAUACCUAAGCUUGUGGCUUCACAAAUAUUGCGACAAUGCAAUUACAAUAAAAGAUUAUGAGAAUGAAAAGAUGCUUCAAAUGCAAAAGGAAGCAAAUGAGAAAGAAGCCCAAAUGAAAAAAUUUAUGAUUGAACAAGAAUUGAAACAACAACAAAACUCAACUUUGAAUCACAUGAGUUCCAUCACAAAUGAUCCAUAUCGACUAUGGGAAACUUGUUUGAGAUCUAUAACAACAUACACCGGGUGCCAAGCAGCCUAUAUAGCUGUGGUUGUAAGAAAGAUUUUUGAACCAAAACCAAUAAAAAAGAAAAAAACUGAGAACCAAGAAAAUGAAGAAGAGGAUGAAGAAGAAGAGGAGGAAGAAGAUGAAGAUGAAGACGGAGGUUCGGAUGCUACAAGUAUAGAUGAAGAACCUCCGGAAAUAGACGAAGAAAAAAAUGACGACAAAGGAAACAAAGAUGGCAAUGAAUCCAAAGAAGAAGUUGAUGAGGAAGAUGAUGAUGUAGAAGGAGAUGGUGAAGAAAAAAUAGAAAAUGAGCCACCCCCACUUAAACCAUUUAGAGCUCCAAAACCAUUUAAUUACAAAUCUAGAAGGCUUUUAUAUGUUGCGGCUACAUCACCCGCUCAUAUUCAUAUGUUGAAUCGACAAAUGGUUAUUAAACAAGGACCUGUCACAUUCUCUUUGCUUUUGGAUGGACUGCAAUCUCUACAUAUUCCUAAUGUUUUGUAUAAAGAAGGUAUUCAUUAUUUUGGAGGAUGUCCACGUGUUGGAGCUUAUUUUGUUGCACCCAUAUCCAUUGAAUACAUAGCUAAGAAAUAUUUAUCUGAAGAAUUUAAAAAUAAGCCACUGGAGAUGUUUGAUACUGUAAAACAGAAAAAAGUAAUUGCUCUUUUGUGUUGUGAUACUUUAAAAUCGGAUAGAACGGGAACUGGAAGGCCAUUUAAACCAAUUGAAUUAGACUUCUUUCAAGCAUGUGCUUCUACUAUGAGCAAAAUUUUGGACCAAAACAACAAAGAAAUUUUGAAACAUCACAACACGCCAAGCGUAAUUAAAAAGUUCAAAGAUCAAUUGAAAGAAAUCAAAUUAGCAAGAGUUGAACAGAUGAAAAAAGAGAAAGUUGACGCUCUCAAGCGUAAAAAAGUAAAAGAAAAAGCUAAUAAAUUAAAACAAUUCAAUGAAUUGCACAAAGCAUGGGAAGAGCAUCAAGCCGUAAAAGCUCGAAUAAAAGAAAAAUUAAAAAGACAAAGAGAAAGAAUGAAAAAGAUGUUAAAAAAAGAUGGUGAAGAAUUACAAAAAGAAGAACUAGAUUCCAAACAAAAAGAAGAAUUGGAGGAUAGUGAUGAGGAUGAUGAUCUUGAACCCAUUUUGGAAGACGAAUUGGAAGAAGAAGAGUCACCUCCCAUUGAAGAUGAAGAUGAAGAAAAACCUAAUUCUAGUUUAGAAGAAAACAAAGAAAUUAAUGAUGAAAAUGAAUUUGUUGAAGAAGAAUUAGAACCAAAUCCAAUGGUAGAAAUCAAAGAAGAAGAAGAAAAUGAAGAAAUAAGUGAAGAAGAAGAAAAUGAAGAUGAUAUACUUUUAGAAGAUGAAGAAGAAGAAGAAAAAGAAGAGCCAAACGUUGAAGAUGAUCCAAAUGUUGAUGGUGAAGAAGGGAUUGAAAAGCCAAAUGAGUCCGAAGCUAUGAUAAAGUUGAAAGAUAAAAAGAAAACCCAUGAAAAAAAAGAGAAAGAAAUCAAACAAAUUGUUAAAGGAAUGGCAAAGAGUGUAAAAGAAUUUGAAAGGAGGAGAAAAAAAGCAUUGGGUGCUCUUCAAAAACUAACACCAAAGAUUGAAAAAUAUGAAAGGGCAUUAUUCAUGGCAAAUGGAGUUGUGGAAUACUUGCGCAAACAUAUGCACAAUGCACAUAAUCUUAUUGUAGAAAACAAAAUUUCUCAACUUGAACAAAUGCAACGUUGGCCAUAUCCAAAUAGGCAUAUUCAAAGAAUUUUGAAAGCAUUAUUACAUCUUCUUGGACACAAAAAAUUGGUAAUAGAUGAUUGGGCAACUGCUCGUAAACUUUUCAAUUCAAAUUUAUUGGAUAAGGUUUUGAAAGAUUAUGAUCCAUUAAAAGCUAUUGAUCAAGACCGGUGGGAUAAUGUUGAUUCUUAUUUGAUUGGUCUAAAUGAGAAAAAGUUAUCAGAACUAGCAUGUAUAGGCUAUUUGCUUCAACAAUGGAUUUUAGCAUGCAAGAAAACCACUGCAGCCGGAAUAAAUUAUCAUAAAAUCAAAUCCAAGUUUGAUGAAUUAUCAAAAGAAUAUGCAACAUUAGAAAUGGAAAAAAUGGUAUGUGAUUUAGAGACUCAAAUGUUGAAUAAAAAAUUGAAAAAAAUUGUUGAUGAGGAAGAUAUGAGGGUUGAAAAGGAGAUAAAUGAAAUCGAAACAAUGGAAAGGCACCUAGCUAAACUCGCUGCCGAGGAAAAGCUUAAAAAAGAAAAGGAAGAUCAAAUGUAUGCAGAAUAUGCAGCUAAUCAAAGUGCUAAUGAAGGUAAUGAAGUUGAAGCAGAGGAGGAUUAGUUUGAUAUAUCAAUCAAAUUUUUAAUUAGCUAGAAUUUUAAGGGAAUAGUCAUUGUAAUUAAUAUGUGCUUUAGUUUAUUCAUAUAUAUAUAUAUAUAUAUAUAUAUAUAUAUAUAUAUUUUGUCCAUUCUUGUGACAAUAGAGUCAUUUUCGUAUUCUUUAUUGGGAAUUUUAUGAGUGUACUCCAAAUUUUAAGGGGGAGAAUUACAUGGAAUUUGUACCAUAUAUUGAAUAAACUAUAUAUACGUUUCUUU
Molecule: messenger RNA, 3662 nt
Organism: Physcomitrium patens
Lineage: Eukaryota; Viridiplantae; Streptophyta; Bryopsida; Funariales; Funariaceae
Cellular component (GO): Set1C/COMPASS complex
Source: RefSeq, a predicted model, not a curated record